GUCUUCUUGAAGUAGAUUCCCAGAAAAUAUGGAGCUUUGAUAAGUUUUUUUCCGAGGUGCAAACCACUCUGUCGCGGAAACUGAUCCACGUUUAUUACAUCAAUCGAAUGCAGAACAUCAGAAUAUAUUUGCAUCCAGAUGAAACUGCAGAUGAAUUGCAAACUCUAAUCACAGAGCAAACCGACGUUUCUGCUCACAACCAGAUCCUGCUCCUUAAGGAUACUCAUUUGCUGAAAGUUGUUGAGAAAACAACACCGGGUCGGGGGUAUCCCUCAACACAGGAAGAUGGACCUGUCCUUCUAUUUAGCACUGAAAACAAUAAUGUCACACUGCAACCUGAAAGUGGAAUUCCGAAAUUUCCAACUUUCCUUAGCCUUACUGCUGUUGAAAAUGACGCCAGCUCUGCCAAAACAGCAUGCAGUGUGGGGCAUGUUUGCAAAAGGAGGGUUGAGAAAUUAUCUAGGUGCAGCCAGCUAUCGCACUACAGUGUUAAGGUAUUCACGGCAGUUGUUGGUGAAGAGUUGGAAUGUUUAGUACAAAAGUGUGAUAGUCUCAAAGAAAUAACGAAUUGCACUGAACACCUGGUAGAUGCUGUUUCCAGAGCAACCAAUACUAUCCACAGUAUGGUGGGUGUAAAAAGCGAAGCUGUCAUUCCUGAUUGCAAG
This is a messenger RNA of Bemisia tabaci, 665 nucleotides long. The record is from RefSeq and is a predicted model, not a curated record. Lineage: Eukaryota; Metazoa; Arthropoda; Insecta; Hemiptera; Aleyrodidae.